AUGCAACCCAUUUCCUCUGCUGUUCCAGUAGACACGUACACCGCACCCCGUGCGAACACCUCCUACAAGCGCGCGAAUGGCGAGGCGCCCCUCUCUCGUGGCCGCGUCAGCGACAGAGAACUCCCGUACGUGCCAGCGCUGCUGCGCCCGCAGCUACAGUGCUUUUCUGGAGAUGACAUACAUGCGCUAGAGUUGCGGAUAGAGUAUCAGGCGCGGAUUGCCGCGCGCGACCAGCGUAUCAACGCCCGUGCCAACCGCGUCUCCACUGAGGCCCACGCUGCAGUGGAGCAGCGUAGCAACGUGCUGCGCCAACGCGCUGCCCGACAUGCCAAGGCGGCUGGAGAGGUGCGUGUGAAGAAGAUUCAGGAGGAUUACCACGCCAUUGGCAUGCGACACCUGAAGUAG
This is a messenger RNA of Leishmania braziliensis MHOM/BR/75/M2904, 405 nucleotides long. RefSeq lists its product as hypothetical. The transcript has a single exon. The record is from RefSeq and is a predicted model, not a curated record. Lineage: Eukaryota; Euglenozoa; Kinetoplastea; Trypanosomatida; Trypanosomatidae. Bases 1 to 405 code for a protein of 134 amino acids.